GUAAUUAUUAAAAACAGUUAUAUCGCCGCCAAGAUGGAACUAGAUAUCGUCAAAGCGCACUUCUCUUCAAGUAUUCUCAUAAAAUCAAAGAUAAUCUUAUUAUAUAAGAUAUCCAAAGAGAGUGAAACGAACUUGGAUUUUAAAACUCUUCAGAGCUUGGGACCUGAGAAAAAAAAAUUCAUGGAGAUGUCAGAAGCUUCAAAACAGACUACAAGACAUGAAGAAUCAGAGCACCUUCAGAAUCCAGAACCAGACCAGAUAUUGAGCCAAAGAAGAUCGUUGAUUGUAACUCAAAGAAAAUGGUGGCUCUCUGUUUCGUUGUGUCUUUUUCUGGUCGUGCUCGGAGACUCUCUGGUGAUGCUUCUCUUAAACUUCUUCUAUGUCCAAGACAAUCGAGAAGAUAGUGAUCAAGAUCUACAAUACACAGGAACAUGGACACAAGCUCUGAUUCAAAACGCUGCGUUUCCAAUCCUUAUCCCUCUCUUCUUCAUUUUCCGUUCCCCAAAACAAAACCCUGAAACCAACAAUACUCGUUUUCUCUCUUUUCGUAUCCUCUUUCUUUACAUGUCGCUUGGUGUUCUUGUUGCUGCUCAUAGCAAGUUAUUCGCUCUUGGGAAGUUAUACGCCAACUAUGGCGUAUUCACGUUGAUUGCCGCGAUCCAAUUGAUAUUUAUGGCUAUUUUCACAGCCAUCAUUAACCGUUUCAAGUUUAACAGAUGGAUCAUCAUAUCUAUUCUCCUCACUAUUGUGAUAUACGUCUUCGGUAGCCCUGAAUUUGGAGGAGAGCCUGAUGAAAAUGAAGAAUUUUAUAACAUCCAAGCUUGGUUAACCUUCGCGGGUUCGGUUGCUUUCGCACUAUCUCUCUGCUUCUUCCAACUCGGGUUUGAGAAACUUUUGGUGAAAACAAAGAGAUAUGGUAACAAGAAAAUGUUUAGAAUGGUUUUGGAGAUGCAAAUAUGCGUCUCUUUUGUCGCAUCAGUUGUUUGUCUUGUUGGCUUGAUUGCGAGUGGUGAAUAUAAGGAAUUGAAAGGCGAUAGCCAACGGUUUAAGAAAGGCGACACAUAUUAUGUUUUGAGUUUGGUUGGGUUGGCUUUGUCGUGGCAGGUUUGGGCGGUCGGAUUGAUAGGGUUGGUGCUUCAUGUUUCGGGUGUGUUUGGUGAUGUCGUACAUAUGUGUACUUCACCACUUGUGGCCCUGAUUGUUGUGUUAGCAUUUGAUUUUAUGGAUGAUGAUUUUAGUUGGCCUAGAAUAGGUGCUUUGAUAGGAACAACUUUGGCUUUAGGAUCGUACUUCUACUCAAUGCACAAGAAAAACAAGAAGGAGAUGAUGGAACUUGACCGAAGAGAGAACAGUGUUGAAGUUUAAUCUCUCAUGUCAAAUAUACGUUUGGGUCUUUUCUAAUACUUUCUUGUACUUCUUUAUCUUUCAAAUCAAUGUCAAAUAUGUUGUAUGGAUCUGAAAACUGUGUAAUUCAUUGUUAAUUGUUGUACUUUUGCUGUA
Brassica napus (rape) is the source of this 1500-nucleotide messenger RNA. Its product is annotated as probable purine permease 18. The coding region runs from base 34 to 1365 and encodes 443 amino acids. Gene Ontology annotation, molecular function: purine nucleoside transmembrane transporter activity. Gene Ontology annotation, cellular component: membrane. The record is from RefSeq and is a predicted model, not a curated record. NCBI's taxonomy places the organism in Eukaryota, Viridiplantae, Streptophyta, Magnoliopsida, Brassicales, Brassicaceae. The transcript has 2 exons.